Anopheles bellator is the source of this 3320-nucleotide messenger RNA. RefSeq names its product BTB/POZ domain-containing protein KCTD5 (gene inc). The record is from RefSeq and is a predicted model, not a curated record. Bases 799 to 1461 code for a protein of 220 amino acids. The transcript is spliced from 2 exons. NCBI's taxonomy places the organism in Eukaryota, Metazoa, Arthropoda, Insecta, Diptera, Culicidae. Gene Ontology annotation, biological process: protein homooligomerization; proteasome-mediated ubiquitin-dependent protein catabolic process. Gene Ontology annotation, molecular function: cullin family protein binding. Gene Ontology annotation, cellular component: cytoplasm; Cul3-RING ubiquitin ligase complex.
CAUACAGCAGCAAACAAACUAGCAGGAAAAAGACAAUUGGAAUAGCUCGUGGCGUUCGAAAACAUCAUGUAAACAGUACAGCGAGAACUCAGUUGACACAGCACAGCAGAAAGCUCUUGACAGCAGCAAGAAAAAAGUGUUAAAAGAAGGGCUUUUGACAGUGUGUGCUCGUAAAUACCAUCUCAAGACUGGUGGAGCGUGGUAAAGAAUUUACGAAAAAAAGCUACAAAACAGUUCUCGGUCAACGUAAACAAAUGCCACCAAGGUGGACGAGACGCGCGAUCGAUUGAAAGUUUAGUAGAGCCAAAACGCCAAACACACCCGAAAAGACACGCUGCGCACCGAACAUUGUUUUUCAAUACAACAAAAAGACUAAAGGAAACUGAAGAGACUUACUGGAGGAUUGCUUGGACAGGGCAGGAUAGCUCAGCCAAAUUCUGCCUAUCGUUCUUGCUGUUGUUGUUGUUGCAGGUGUGAGGGUCCCCGAAAGAGAAGACCCUUGCAACAAAGCGAAAACGCGCGUCCUGCUAUAGUUGUAUCUACGUUAUUAUCGCACAUGAGUGGCAUGCAGCGUUAAGUAGUACGGCACGGAGUGGCCAAGAUCGCUCUUGCCAACGUACCAACGCCAGAUUCUUUAUUCGUGUUGAUAUUCGCUCGCAGCGUUCGCAGCUCGACCGACUGGACAAAAACUGGUGGUAGAAGUUUACGCUUAAGGGUGGACCCGAUUCAGCUAUUCUUUUAUUGAACAUCAACCACAAUUUCUCACACACAACAACAUUUAAUCAGUGCUGUAACACGAUGGCAAGAGUCAAUCUGAAUCCGCUGAAUGGUUGUCCGGUGUCGGGUACAGUUGAUUCAUCGGGGUCGGGAGGGCAGGGCAAGGACCAGUGGGUGAAAUUAAAUGUUGGUGGCACCUGCUUUCUUACGACCAAAACCACCCUAUCGCGCGAUCCUAACUCGUUCCUAUCGCGGUUGAUUCAAGAAGACAGCGACCUCAUUUCCGAUCGGGAUGAAACAGGUGCCUAUCUGAUCGAUCGUGAUCCACGCUACUUCGCACCGGUGCUCAACUACUUGCGCCACGGCAAGCUUGUGCUGGACGACGGUUUGUCGGAGGAGGGCGUACUGGAAGAGGCCGAAUUCUAUAACGUGACGCACCUGAUCGGAUUACUAAAGGAUAACAUAGCGCGACGCGAGCAGCAGUGCCCAGCAGCGGACAAGAAACGCGUCUACCGGGUGCUGCAGUGCCAGGAGAACGAGCUAACACAAAUGGUUUCGACCAUGUCGGAUGGCUGGCGGUUCGAGCAGCUGAUCAACAUUGGUACUCAGUACAAUUACGGCGCAGAGGAAAAUGCCGAGUUUUUGUGCGUGGUAUCGAAAGAGUGCGCCAACACACUGCUUGGGCGCGAGGUCGAAUCGAACGACCGCGCUAAGGUGCUACAGCAAAAAGGGUCGCGAAUGUAAGCGCUUGUUCGUCGCACAAAUUCCAUCAUGCUUGCGGAUGUUGGAUUGUAGGAUGCGACAGUGGAGACAGAAGAAAAGUUGGCCUUCCGAAGGACACGGUGUAGUAGAGGGCAAUCAUGAGAAUUCAAUUAUUAACAGAACAUCUACUCACCUAUAACAUCAUAAUAUACGCACAAAGCCAGUAGUAAGGAGAACUAGUACCAUAAGUAAAUGGUGCAGUAAGCGUUAGUAUUAUACAAAAAAAGAAACUGAUCGAAAAACAAGCCCUAUAGUAAAACAAAAUAUAAAAACAUAGUUCAAGACAAGAACAACUACUUAUUGGCAAUCAGUUAACAAAAAAGUUGUGUCAUGUUAAAAGUUUUCAUGAAAAGUUUUCGUUCCGUUUUUACCAAUGCGCGCAGCUCACAGCUCGUCUUUCUAGUGGUGAUUGUCAAGCAACGGUGAUGAGGGCGACGCUCAAGUAAGAUCACGAGGAUUUCGAUGUAGCCUUACGGCGAAGUUCGUACGAGUGAACUAAGGGUUUGACCAAAACAGCGCCCCUGGCACGUUACAAAUCAACAAACCAAUAUAUCAAUGUCAGCUAUGGCAGCUGCGCUCGCACGAGCUCCAUUAGUUGCAGCAGUUGUGAUAUGAGAAAAGACAGGACCUCACAGUAGCACGCUGAUGGAUGUAUAGCAAUCAGGACUGUGGAAAGCAAGCAGGAAGACUUGAAUUGUAACUAUCUAAAACGUAGCGCAAACUAAACUCCUUAACAUAUAUUUGCAUAUUAUCUUUGCACAGACACAUUGAUGAUACAGAACGGUAGGACGAUACGCAUGCGGGAUUAUGGGAGUCUUGCAUACUACGAACACCAACAUUCUUACGAAAAGAGUAGAAUGUGGGCUCGGUACGGCUACGGCGCUUUUCACGAGGUACUUGCUCGUUGUCUCCGUUAAAGAAUGACAACGAACGAUGUUCACGGAGUAAGACUCUUCGACCCAAGAAAACAUAUACGCACAAUUUACAACAAAAAAAAAUCAAAGCAAUACCCUUGCCGAUCGCAUUGCCCAUCACCUUCUUUAUCGUAAUACAGUACAUGUUAUUUUCAUUUAUGUUUCCAUUCGUUCAUCCCCAUUACGUGGUUAGCGGUGUUUACACAUAGGAUCGGCGCGAUCCCGAUAGAUGUGCGGUGAACGUAAACGCACACGAACCGUAGAUCGUAAAUUUCUUGGAUUGCCUUGCUUAAGUAUGGUACUGAUGGUGUCCCUAAAACUCGUGAGGAUCGUGAAUAGAACGCACAACGACAGGCACGCGUGUGGCAGGCAAUAACCAGGAGAGCGACAGCAUUGAUGUAAAAAGUAAUAAGUUUCUCGUUCCAGCGUUUUUCGUAGUGCGUUAGAGCUGCGUAGGGAACGCACGCGACCGUGGAAAGGCGAGAACUAGUGAGGUAAAGAGAAAGUGUUUAAUUAAUCGUUUGACUAGAGGCUAUAUGGGCACCUAAUUAUUGUAGGGGGCAUUUUGUCGGAAGUGCAGUGCUUCCCACUGCUUCCGUGGGCCGAAACCACGGGUAUCUAUAUCGGGAUGCAUGGUGCCGAUUAUGAUCGCCGCUCUGUUAGAACUGGUCGUUACCAAUUAGGUUAUUUGGCAGGAGCGAAGAUCGAUCGAACAACGGUAUCCCCUCGAAGAUGUAAUUGUAUUUCGAACUCAAGGAAGAUUCGUUCACACACGCGCACACACACACAAAAAGAAACUAUAAAUGGCUCCAAUCGUGGUAGGAACUAUAGUGAAUUUAUAGGUUUUUAUCUCUAUUUUUACCAAACAAACAACCAUAAAUGAGAUACCUGUUCGUACGCGAGGUGUGCAAGACGUGGAUUAUAAGA